AUGCAAGGAAGCGGAAUACUGCAGCGAAACAGCGUAGACACAGAGCCCGGCAGAUCAACAUUGUAUCUGUCACUGAAGAUCCAUCUGAUUGACUUCUUCCUCUUUUCAGGAAAUGCUCCUUCAGACUCGUACAAUACACUUUCUCAGUCAAAUUGGAAACCACGCAAUCCACGUCGGCCAAAAUGGGUGAUUCAAAAGUCGGAUGGCGAAUCUUCACACAAAAAGGCUCGUUUGAACGAAGAUUAUUCUAAAUGGGAUGCAGAGACCCUUACGAAGAGCUUACAAAGAGGGGGUCUUGGUGAUGUUGCUAAGCUCUUUCGAGAAAAUAAUUUAGCAGGCGAUACUUUGAAACAGAUUGAAGAGUUUAUUGAGACAGUAAAGACACGACGUUUGCCUUUGAAGGGCCAAAAGGUGUUCAAUGAUCCAAUACAUGGACUAAUCGAACUCCAUCCACUGUGUGUAAAGAUCAUAGACACACCGGAAUUCCAGCGCCUUCGAUUCCUGAAGCAACUUGGGACUGCUUACUUUGUGUAUCCUGGUGCGGCUCACAACAGAUUUGAGCAUAGCUUAGGGGUUUGUCAUCUAGCCGGAAGACUGGUUCGUGCCAUAAAAAGCAGACAACCCGACCUUAGCAUAACAGAUAAAGACGUUCUUUGUGUUGAAAUAGCUGGGCUUUGCCACGACCUUGGUCAUGGACCAUUUUCCCAUCUGUUUGAUAGGGAGUUUAUACCAAAAGUUCUAAAGGAAACAUGGGAGCACGAACAAGCGUCCAUAGCUUUACUGGACUACAUGAUUAAAAAAAGAAAUUUAGAUCCUGAGUUCGAGAAAUAUGAUAUCACAAAAACUGACAUAACAUUUAUCAAGGAGCAAAUUCGGCCUGAACUGAAGGAAAAAUAUGAUGAUGGAAAGUUCAAGGGAAGACCUGACAAACCGUUCCUGUAUGAGAUUGUUGCCAACAAGCGGAACGGCAUCGAUGUUGACAAGUGGGAUUACUUUGCCCGUGAUUGCUACAUGCUUGGAAUUCAGAACAACUUUGACCACAACAGAUGUAUCCACUUUGCCCGGGUUUUGGAUGCGAAGGGAGAUUCGGAUAAGAUGGAGAAACAGAUUUGUACCAGGGAAAAGGAGGCUGGACACCUGUAUGACAUGUUCUACACCCGAUAUAUGCUGUACCGCCGGGCCUAUAAGCACAAGACUGUUUCAAGCAUCGACUUCAUGGUUACAGAGGCGCUUAUCGAAGCAAACGAUUGCAUCACGUUUACCGGUAAAAAUGGUGAAGAAAAGAAAAUGUCAGAGGCCAUUGGUGACAUGGAAGCCUACAGUAAGAUGACGGACCAAGUGAUCUUCAUGAUUCUCAACAUGAACGACGAUAACCUACCAAAAUCCAGAAGUCCAGAUGGCACUGUUGACAUGGUGGAUUUAAGUGAGAAAAAGAAGAAGCUCGCAAAAUCGAAAGAGAUUCUGAACAAUGUCAUGUCCCGCAACUUUACGUACAAAUACACAAUGCAUGAGGUGUCUGAAAGGGACAUCAAGGAGAAAGAGGAAGACAUAGAAAUGGCAGUUAAAGAGGAAAUAGAAAAGAAGAAUCCUGAUCACCAAAAGUUUGAUGCUACCGGUAUUAAAGUUCAGAUUGUUAAGCUGGAUUACGGGCAAAAAGAAAAGAAUCCCAUGAACAAAUUGAUGUUUUACAGCAAAACGGAUCAUGACACAGCCGUUCAAAUUAAAAAAGAAAAGGUGUCGAGCUUUCUCCCAAAAGUAUUCCAAGAACGACAGAUUCGACUUUAUUGUAAAGGCGAUGUUUCGGAUGACUUGAAGAAGGCCGCUGGCGUUGCUCUUAACCAGUGGUGUAAGGAUAAGGGCUACAUAUCCACGGAGCAGCGUAGUGACGAUAAGAUAAAAAGCGGCACCCUUUUGGGCAAGAGGACGAUAUAAGGGUACCAUUCUAACUUGAUGUACAACACUUCAGCGCAGUUAUCUCCCCUUGUCAAAUAUUCGAUGUGUACAUAAAUCAAACGUUUAAAGUGGGCAAUUUUGAAACUAUACGUAAGGUUCCAAGAAAUGUGCGGAACGUUCAUUUUAUAACCUAAAGAAUAGAUGGUUGAGGGAAUUAUUUAUAUUAUAUAUUAAUUGAACCUUGAUUAGUUGUUUGAUUUAAAUAAUUUUAUUAAAUAAUGGUGUUUUGUUGUUGCUAUUUUUUAAUGAGUUCAGUGUUAAAGAAGAUGAUUUAAACAGUUUAAAUUCUUAAUUAAUAUGAGAACUUUCUUUAAAUUACUGCAGAUGGCAAAGAUCACAAAAAUGUGUAUUAACUCUAUAUUAUAUAACCAUAACAUACAUAACGUUGUUUUGAAUAACCUAUCCCAUUGGUUUGAAAGUUAGUUAGUUUUUUACGUAAGCCAGGAACUUUUUUGUUAAAAUUGUGUUAGCCUAGGAUUCUUUCUUAAAAAAUAAUUUGUGCCAAUUUUAAAAUGUUAAUUCUUUCAUUUUUAUUUUGAAAAAAAUCAUGUUGUAAUUUGAUUUUGUAAAUGUAUUAGAAUAUGUUUAAAAAUAUGCCAAAAAGCCGAUGGUGAGGAUCGAAUUGAAAAUUGUGUAAUAACUUCUUGCAGCGUUUUCGUUUACAAUUGGAAGUUUGCUUUAAAUUUAAAAGCAAAUUAAAUGUAGCUUCAUACUUCUAUUUUGUUUCGUAAUGUGUUCAUGUUAUGCAAUUAAUGUUGAAAUGCAAAUCAUUAUCCGAUACUUUAUAGUAUUGACCACAUGUUAUGAUUAGUGAUUAUGUUUGUGAUUUACAGGGUCCUCUUAUAAAAUGUUUAAUAAAUGCAGUUCAAUGACAUGUGAAUGAUAAGUGUGUAAUACAGAUGAAUGGCA
Mya arenaria is the source of this 2862-nucleotide messenger RNA. Its product is annotated as deoxynucleoside triphosphate triphosphohydrolase SAMHD1-like. The transcript has 17 exons. NCBI's taxonomy places the organism in Eukaryota, Metazoa, Mollusca, Bivalvia, Myida, Myidae. The coding region runs from base 1 to 1932 and encodes 643 amino acids. Gene Ontology annotation, molecular function: dGTPase activity. Gene Ontology annotation, cellular component: nucleus. Gene Ontology annotation, biological process: dGTP catabolic process. The record is from RefSeq and is a predicted model, not a curated record.